UUGCGUGUGGUAUUCGAUGCCUCGGCUAAAACGUCCACGAACGUUUCGCUUAAUGAUAUUCUAUUGACCGGGCCUAAUCUGUAUCGAGAUAUUGGGGCUAUAAUAUUGAAUUUUAGGUUGUUUGAAUAUUGUUUGAUUUGUGACGUAUGCAAAAUGUAUCGGGCAAUUAAACUGAAUCAGUCAGAUAGAUGUUAUCAACAUAUUUUGUAUCGUCAUUCGCCUAACGAUGCCAUUGACGUUUAUGAAUUAAAAACUGUCACUUACGGCUUAAGUUGCUCACCGUUCUUAGCUAUCCGCACCCUCUUACAGUUAGCCUAUGACGAGGAAGAACGUUUCCCACUCGCUGCAAAGGUUGUGCGCGAGGGCGUGUACAUGGAUGACAUUCUAUAUUCUUGUAGUUCAUUGUCACAGAUAUCUCGGUUACAAGAUGAACUUUUAGAGAUGUUUAAUUCCGGUGGCUUUAUACUCAAAAGGUGGGCGAGUAAUAGUGCAAAAGUUUUACAACGCGUUCCGUUAGAAAACCGAGAGUGUCCUGUUACAUUUAUGAAAGAUGGUAACGAAUAUUCAGUCAAAGUGCUAGGUCUGAAAUGGUUCCCUUUGACUGACUGUUUUUAUUUCACAGUAGAUAAGACUGAUAAAGUAACAACUAAACGUUCUGUUUUAAAAUUAUUAGCUUCUAUUUACGACCCCGUGGGUUUUAUUUCACCGUGCAUUUUCAUCGCGAAAGAGAUAAUGCAAGAUUUAUGGAAGCUGGGCAUAGGAUGGGAUGAGCAGCUGCCAACUGACGUAACUAAGCGCUGGCUUAAUUACGUUGAUGAUCUCCCUCGACUAACGGCAAUCAAGAUAGAUAGACAUAUGCUGCUACCAGAACAGACCGAAUGUGAAUUGGUCGCCUUUUGCGAUGCAAGCUCUCGCGGUUAUGCUAGUUGUGUGUAUGUGAUCAGUCGUAACGAUAGAGGUCCACGCACCUUACAAAACAUUAUUAAUCAAAAUUUUUGGAUUUUAGCAUCCCGUCGCAUUAUUCGGUCAGUUUUGUCCAAAUGCAAAAUUUGUUUUAAACACAACCCAGUGCUCUUACAGCCUGAGAUGGCACCUUUGCCAGCAGCCCGAUUGAUACCUUGUAAUGUUUUUGAGCAUGUAGGGGUGGACCUCGGUGGUCCGUUCUUUACAAAAGAAAGUUUACGACGAAAUGCUAGGGUUGAACGGUCAUAUUUAGCAUUAUUUAUUUGUUAUUCGACAAAAGCUGUACACCUUGAAGUCUUAUCGUCGUUGUCAUCGGACUGUUUCCUCGCGUGUUUAGACAGAUUUGUAGCGCGACGCGGUGUGUGCUCCUUCCUUUAUUCGGAUUGCGGAACUAAUUUCAUAGCUGCUAGUAAGCAUUUAACCGAAGUACAAAGAUUUAUGCUCGAACAAAAAAACAAUAUAUUAGAGGGUUGCUCAAAACGACAAAUUAUAUGGAGAUUUAAUCCCCCUGGUGCACCACAUAUGGGUGGGCUCUGGGAAGCUGGAAUUAAAUCCGCCAAGUAUCUAUUAACGCGAGCCGUAGGAGAAAAAAGUUUGACGUUCGAGGAACUCACAACAGUGUUUUGUAAAGUAGAAGCGAUUCUCAACUCGCGGCCGCUUUGUCCGUUACCAGCUAGUGAUAAUCCUGAUGAGUUCAACGUUUUGACUGCGGGACACUUUCUAAUUGGAAAAGGGUUAACAGCAGUACCUGAGUAUAAUGUAGAGGAUAUAACAAUAAAUCGAUUAUCACGUUGGCAAUAUAUUCAAAAAUGUUCACAAAUGUUUUGGCGUAGAUGGAGUCACGAAUAUCUAAAUACGCUGCAACAGAAAGCAAAGUGGCAUUCGGAUAGAUCUAAUAUAAAAAUAGGUGAUCUCGUAAUCAUAAAAACUGAUAAUGUACCGCCGUGCAAUUGGCCUUUGGGUAGAAUUGAGGCUCUUCACCCCGGUCCAGAUGGGAUUGUUCGUUGUGUUACGCUUCGCACUCAAAAGAGUACUCUACAGAGACCAGUUAAUAAACUGAGUCCUCUACCUUAUUCAAAUUAG
Molecule: messenger RNA, 2046 nt
Organism: Parnassius mnemosyne (clouded apollo)
Lineage: Eukaryota; Metazoa; Arthropoda; Insecta; Lepidoptera; Papilionidae
Source: the annotation of a GenBank genome assembly